AAUUUACCCUCAACUGGGAACCUCUUGUGGCCAGGAUGGGUAAUUCGAUGGAAGUGUCACAAGGUUCUUUGUAGGAUCGACUCCAAGAGGUGUUCUCAGGACUGACACACAUUGCGUCCUUGGGAAAAUAUCCAAGUUAGGAGAAAAAGUGUGCACCCAACGAGAUUCGAACCAGUAUUCUGCCACUGACGCCAUGUAUGCGAAGAUGUACCGAUUCAGGCGCGCCCUUUCACAAUUGGUACGAGUCGGGUCAAAUGAUGCACCGGCGCACAACAUUGGAGUUCUCGCAGCGAGUGGGGGAUUUUCGCUGUUCGCGGCUUGGCUUGCGAUUCUGUGGGAGGGUCGCACAGUCGUUCCUUUAAGCACCGAGGCUCCGGUACACCGGACCGAUAGCAUCCUUGCGGAUGCCAUGGUGAGGGUAGUGCUUGUGACUGACGAAGAAAGUGCUGUCGUUGCCACGAAGGCAAGUAGCCAAAAUGUUUCGAUUUUGCGUAUCCGAAGGUUGGAAGCAACAGCAGCGGGCGACGGCCCCGUGCUCUGCGACAGUGAGCAGGAUGUGCCAACCUCUUUCGAUAGCUUGGAGAAGGCAGCCGCCAGCAAUGGAGACGCGUACCUCUAUUACACUUCGGGUUGUUCGGGAGAACCGAAGGGGGUUUCCUUUGGUCACGGCUCCAUGGACGAAGUAUGCUGCCAGCGGGUGGAACACGUUUUCAUCGACUUCGUCGCGGAGGUUUUUGGCCCACUGUCGUGUGCCAUUCUAAUUAUCGUCGUGCCGUCCGAGGUGCGGAAGAACUCAGUGCUGUUGAGAGAUUAUUUCAUCACCCACGGCGUAACAUGGAUAACGUUGGUCCCGACGCAGGCAAGACGUAUUGCCGAAGCAGCACUUAUGGUGCCGUCCACUUUCGGGAUGGCCUCAAAACGUAGCAUCUCGGCGAAGAUGAACAACGAAAUCUACGGUUUUGCGACGACGGGAGCACUUACGUUGUUCAAGAGCUUUGAGCUGCAAAGUGAUGCCUUGGCUACGAAAGACAGCAAACAAGGCGCAGAGGAAAUGGUCAGGGCCCCGCCUAGCGUUUCCAUCGGUAGACCUAUCUCGAACUGUGGCGUGGAGCUAUUGGAGGUGUCGCAACAUCACAAGCGACGGGAUGAAGGGCGUGUGGGUCUGCUGUACGUGUCGGGGGCUGGGCUAGCACGUGGGUACUGGGGGAGACCGACGGCGACCGAUCCUACGGAGGCCUUGCCCUUGCAUGUAGACACCCCGACGCUACAACCACACGGUGACGGAGACGCUCGUGGUGAUGUUGAAGACAUCAGAUCUGGGUGUCAACACGGGCAGAAGGUUCGAUUUUUCUGCAAAGGUGACCUGGCAUCGUUCGAAAGAAGCCAAAAAGGCGGAGGGUGGAGCCUUGUGUGCCGGGGACGCCUUGACCAACAGAUCAAGAUCAAUGGUCGCAGGCUCGACUUUACAGAGGUGGAGCACGGUGGCGACGGUAGGGAACGCUCCGAUUGGGGGGUUGGAGACGUAGUCGGCGUGGUCGUCGUUGCAGUCUCGACCACGACAACCCUCCUGGAUAGCGGGAAAGUGGAUUGUCGGGAGGUACGGCGGAUGGUUUCCAAACAUUGGCAUCAUCAUCACGCGAGUGCCAGCAGCGAUGAUGCCGACCACUCUGCCGCUUCGGUGGUAUCUGGCACCCGCCAAGGAUCGACAAGCGUCCGUGACAUCAGUGUCGAAAAGGGGAUGAGUCUCGUCAACGAGGCCUUGGUACGCACGAUUCAGUCGUACGACCGUCUGGAUAUGCUUGCCGAGCGAAACCAGAUUGGCGACGACAGCAACCUGUUUGUGGAAGUGGGUCUUUCUUCUGUUCAAGCACGGCUGGUACUGACUGUUGGCGCCGAAGCUGAGGAUGACAAGAUACAGCAGUUUGAUGACGUAGAAGCCGGAGAGGAACGGCUGCAGACCCUCGGCGUCGCUGGUGUGCAUGUCAGAGGUGGCAGCAUUGGCACGAGCAACGAUAAAGGUGGUGACGAACGCGGAGCUGUAGAAAGCGCUAGAGAUUCAGGCGCAACCUUUACCAUUCGGCCAAUCACCGAGGCCGUACUGACGGAGACGCGGGCCCUCAACAGAAGCGUCUUUCUGAAUAACGAACCCCUCCUCUCGUCGAGAUUCGCACGUUACCGUGCUACUCUGGGUCCAGUGGGAGCGGUGAUUGUUCGGCAAUGCCAAAAGCGGUUGGUUGGCUGCAGCAUUGAUUCGCUCCGGCGAGGUGGGGGGCGAGUGUUGGUUGCGACAGAUGAUGCCAGCGGACAAGUCCUUGGCUUCACAAUCGGAACAGAGCUGACCGAAUCCGCCCAAGGCUCAGGUGAGCCCACGAGUUUUCGCCGUCGUACCGACACGACGCCAUGGCAGAAGAGUAUAGAUUUCCUGUUGGGAUUGCCACUCCAGCCCAUGCUGCGCCGGGUUUCCGCCCUGUUCAUGGAGCUCCUAAGCAUAUUACAGUACGAGAGAGGGUGGGCUUAUGCGCCGGGCGAUGUCAUGAAUAUAUCAGAGACAGGGUGUCGCCCGGGCCAACAAGAGAUGGGCAAGGGUAAGAGCAAGCACCAGGUAGAGAGGGUGGCUGGAGGAGAAACAAGCGAUACAGGCAACGGCGGGGUGCAAACUGCUCUCAUGGCGGAGAUGCUAGAACGGCAGCUUCUACGCAAUGCAUCCGCCGCGGGGUUUCUCCCCGCCGUGCCAUCUGCGUUGUUUUCAGCGGGUCAACACUCUACCACUGCGCACGGGCGAGAGCACAGCGCACGACCGGAACCCUUCGCACGGGUGGCGGGAGAGCAUGCCGACGUCAUUUUGUUCGAGAAAGUUCUUGCGCCAGGUGUACCGCCGGGAAUGCUCCUAGGGUGCCGGCCGCAACAGGCGGGGACCAUCCCCGAACAUUCUGCGGCUUCGCUCACCGUACACUCCAACACCGCCACCCACGAUGCAUCUGGCACACCUCGAAUCCAUGCUGUCGCUUUCGCUGCGGGCGAGCGUUGGCAGUUGGUGCAGGCUGGACGGGGCACUGGGAAGCACUACAGCGAGAUGUUGGCCGCCUUCCUUCUCUUGACUGCUCCAGCGACAGUCUGUGGAUCAGGAACGGCCGGAGGAGUAACAGUAGUGGCUUCGUCGACGAAAAGUGCACUAGAAGAACCAGGGCAUGUGGACGCUUCCGAUGGUGCAGCAUACGCUGUUGAAGAUCCAGCGUGGACCAUUGCGGCGUGCAUGUCUUGGCGUCGGUAUACGAACCCGCGCGGUGGGAAUAACUUGCAGGGGCCGGUAGAAAGGGGUUCCGGAGACGUCGUGUCCAUUGAAGGGAGGAGUGAGAGCGAAGAAGCACCAGCGGGAAGGGUCACGCCAGCCUCUUCGCGAGAAUUGUUGGCCUGCGAGGUUGGAGACUCCCACGUGCAUUUGCGUGCACUUUCGGAGAGUGUGGGUUUCUACGAGCGGCAUGGGUUUCGGGGCGUAGACCAUGAAGGAUGUUUCAGGGCGGGAAAAGAUUUGGAAGGGCCGGUGCGAGUUGGUGACGGGGAGUGUUCAUUGGUUCAUGACCUUGGGCAGGUACUUGACCGUUAUGCGCGGUAG
Messenger RNA from Ectocarpus sp. CCAP 1310/34, 3613 nucleotides. Lineage: Eukaryota; Phaeophyceae; Ectocarpales; Ectocarpaceae. The record is from the annotation of a GenBank genome assembly.